Messenger RNA from Lynx canadensis (Canada lynx), 3101 nucleotides. It is a transcript of the gene VSTM2A, whose product is annotated as V-set and transmembrane domain containing 2A. NCBI's taxonomy places the organism in Eukaryota, Metazoa, Chordata, Mammalia, Carnivora, Felidae. The transcript has 6 exons. The record is from RefSeq and is a predicted model, not a curated record. Bases 223 to 945 code for a protein of 240 amino acids.
UAAAGGCAUCAUCGCAGCCAUUAGAGGGAAAAGUUGCAGCGCGGCGAGCCCGGUGAAGUCCUCCAGCCCGCCCCCCUUGCCCACUCCCCACUUCCCGAGCUGGCUCGGCGUUUAGGGAGGGCAGUGAUCACGCAAGCCGGAGCAGCGGGCUGACGUUGGACGAGCUGCCAGGGCUUUUUGGCUGUCGGCUACACUGAUGUGACCCCCCCUCCCCUUUUUGGAAUGAUGGGGAUCUUUUUGGCGUAUGUUGGAUUUGUUUUCUUUUCCGUUUUAUAUGUACAACAAGGGCUCUCUUCUCAAGCAAAAUUCACCGAGUUUCCGCGGAACGUGACAGCGACCGAGGGGCAGAAUGUGGAGAUGUCCUGCGCUUUCCAGAGUGGCUCUGCCUCGGUGUACCUGGAGAUCCAGUGGUGGUUUCUGCGGGGGCCCGAGGACCUGGAGCCCGGGGCCGAGGUGGCUGGUGCGCAGGUGGAGCUGGUGCCCGACCGAGACCCGGACAACGACGGGACCAAGAUCAGCACAGUGAAAGUCCAAGGCAAUGACAUCUCUCACAAGCUUCAGAUUUCCAAAGUGAGGAAAAAGGAUGAAGGCUUGUAUGAAUGCAGGGUGACAGACGCUAAUUACGGAGAGCUGCAGGAACACAAAGCCCAGGCCUACUUGAAAGUCAAUGCCAACAGCCAUGCUAGGAGGAUGCAGGCCUUCGAAGCUUCGCCCAUGUGGCUGCAGGAUAUGAAGCCUCGCAAGAAUGUCUCAGUGGCCAUUCCCAGCAGCAUCCACAGCUCUGGCAACCAGCGAAUGCACUCCACCUCCAGCCCUCAAGCGGUAGCCAAAAUCCCCAAACAAAGUCCACAAUCAGCAAAGAGCAAAUCGCCUGUAAAAUCUACGGAGCGGACAGCAAAGUUGACCCUAAACUCCAAGCACCAUUCUGCACCCACUGUUCUCUAAUUACCUACCCAAGGAGCGCCUGCUUCCGGAAGCAUAAACGAAGAGGCUAUCACACGCUUUGUUCAUAACAUUUUCUUGGGCAAAUCACUGAUCUUUUAUUUCAAGAAAAUUAGUGUGAAGUGAUAGGACAUUUUCUAAUAGCAAGAUCUAUUUUUUGUUUUCUUUUUUUCUCUUCUUUCGGCUGCUUAAAGCAUCAUCUCGCUGACUGCUCAGGGGUUGGCCCGAACGUCAUCGAUAUAGUAAAUAUUUCCUACGGAUACCACUGAUUUCCUACUAAAAGACACAUUAUCUGCAGGAAGGAAACAGAAAUCAAAAAGCUACAGAACAUAAGCUAUCAUCAAACGAAAUCCCCAUCUUGGGGCAACAACAAAAUCAUCAACACUGCGUGUCAACAAGGAGAACGUUAUUUUAAAUAAGACAUGAUAAAAGAAGGAUUUUUUUUUAAUUUUCUUUUUUUUUCCCUUGGAUUUUUUUUUCUCCUUCUUCUUGAUUAUAGUUUUUGUUCAAUGGUGGCAAGUGCUGAUUACGGCCAAUCCCUGUCAAUCCUGGGAGGUUUAUAUAAAUACAUUUUGAGUGUUCUAUAUUUCAAUGUAUUUUAAUUCAUUUUGCAAUUCCUGUAUAUGCAAACUUGACAAAUUCUGUAAAUUGCUUCUAGUAUGUGUGAUAUAACUUCAAAGUAGGUAGACUAUGACCCUCAUGCAAGCUGAUUUUUAUCAUUAUAUAUAUAAAUAUAUACAUAUAGAGAUCUAUAUGUUGGGUCACCAACCAACUUUUUUUAGAUAACACAUUUGUUUUUCACUUAUAAUUCAUAUAUUGGUGUGAAUUUUGUAAUGCAUUGUUUCACUUCCACAGGUCUGACAGCUGCAGGUGGUCUCUGUUGCCCUCUGCUUCCUUCUGGAAAAUGCAUAUUCAAAAUUGUAUUGGUCUCUGAUAAAUGAAUUACUUUUGUUGUGUGUAUGCUGUGUUGAAAUUUGCUAUGUUCCUUUAUAUAUGGUGUUUAUUGAGGUUUGAGGGUCUCUUGACUCUGAAGAAUGUACACUUUCUGGUUUUGACAGCUAUCCCCACAUGAUUAUCAUCAUUAUUGUUUUCAAAAAGCAAUGUUGCUUCUAGAAAAUUUGCCUUGGAGGUGAAUGUGGAGAAGGUGAAGUGGUCACCAUGAUUCCCUAAAUUCAUGGAACAACACUUCUUGCUGUAGCUAAAAAUGCUGCUUCCUUUGACCUUUAUGAAUUUUUGUAGAUUUGUCAUUCUGUUAUUUGCUGCUAAUUAUAUUUUAAUGCCUCCUAAUUAAAAAUUAAAAUUUGGUUGUUGGCUAAAUAUAAUAUGCAAAAGAUGACUGCGAGUCUCCAACUAAAGAAGAUAAUGUGUUCAAGUUUUCCCUGGUUAAGUGAAUUACAAUUUUAAAUAUUUCUUUCUUAUUUUUUGGCUUUAUGAUAAUUCAGAUUAUUUCAUUUGGAAACUGUUUUCUACUCUGGCAAAGAAUGAUAGGCAAAACUACUAAUGUGCUCCAUAUACACUAUGGAAUACGUACAGGUUGAGAUAGAAAUGACCUAAGUUUUCCUUCCAGAGAGAUUCUUCCAUUCCCUUUCAUAACAAAACCAGAAGAUCAUCUCUGUAGGACCAGUAACUGGCAGGCUGAGGUCCUAAACUGAAGCUUGAAGGCAAUGAAUACCUCUGCUUUUCAAAGGUAAAUGCAUUGAUUUUCCUGCACUUCAAUUACAAGCAAUGCACAUAUUUUCAUAUUAUCUUAACAUUAUCUUUGAGAAAUAAUGUUUCAGGCUAAAACUUUUAUUGACAUUUUUCUUGUCCAUUUGGUUUAUUAUUUCAGUCUAAUGAGAAAAAUAAAUAAAGGAUUUGAUUGCGCUAUUUUAUUAACCUAGAAAUUUAUUUUCUUUCAAAAUUUAAUACUUCAAAUGCAUAAAUUAAUGGUAAGGUAAAUAUUAAUUGAGUCUAUCUGGCCUCUAAAGAUCACAUACAUUCAAGCGUAAUUUAGCAUACUGAUUCUAAUUCAGUCAGGCUGGGAAAAUCCACCAUGUAAUUUUUUUACCCAAAGUUCAGAUCAUGAGAUUGGUCAACUCUAAAGCAAGACAGAUGUGUAUCUGUUAUCAAUGAUGUUUACCAUGCUCGCUCGUAAUAAAGGAUAUAUGCUGGCUUGGGAA